GAAGUGAUCUGUCUUACCGAAAAAUCGCAUAUGGUUAAGACUAAUGAUGACAAUUAUCCAGAGUGGAAGGAGGUUUAUUUGGAGAGAGAGAGAGAGAGUGUGUGAUUUGCAGUUAAGAAGGUAGAAAGUCACGUGCGAUGCGUGCUGCUUUCUGACAAGUAACCUUCUUCUUUUAGCCCCGUACUACCACCACUACCUUUUCCUCUCUCUCUCUCUCUCCUUCACUGCUUCAUUUCGUGAGUAACAAUGGCCUUCAACUUCACACUUCUUCUUCUUCUUCCUCAACCUCACCAUUUGCAUGCUCAACCAAAUUCUUCUCAUUAGUACAAACCACACUCUCACAUUCACUCUCUCUUCAACAAUGGCUUUUCCAUUCAACCUCGUACUCUCGUACCUUGUCGUGUUCUUCCCUCUCUGUUCCGCCAUUUCCGACCAAAACCAAAACCCAGAAAAAUCUUCCCUCCUUUCGUUCAAGGAGAGUCUUCACAACCCUCAUGCUCUCUCUUCAUGGCACCCCACAACCCCGCACUGCAACUGGGUUGGCGUAACUUGCCAACUCGGCCGAGUCACCUCGCUCUCUCUCCCCUCUCGUUCCCUCGGAGGCACUCUCUCUCCGGCCAUCUCCUCUCUCACCUCUCUGACCGUCCUCAACCUCGAGGAGAAUCAGUUUUCCGGCGAAAUUCCCGGGGAGCUCGGUGGGCUGGUUCAGCUGCAAACUCUCAAACUCGGUUCCAACUCGUUCGCCGGAAAAAUCCCGCCGGAGCUUGGGUUGUUACCGGAGCUUCGCACGCUUGACCUCUCCGGCAAUGCCCUCGCCGGGGAGAUUCCGGGGAGCAUCGGGAACUUGACCGGGCUGCAGUUUCUGGACCUGAGCAAUAAUGUUCUCUCAGGUUCUCUUCCGGUCACUCUCUUCACCGGAACUCCGGGUUUGAUUUCUGUUGAUGUAUCGAACAACUCAAUUUCCGGUGGAAUUCCGGCGGAGAUUGGGAACUGGAAGAAUCUCACUGCACUUUACGUGGGGAUUAACAAGCUUUCAGGUACAUUGCCUAAGGAAAUCGGCGAGCUUUCGAAGCUUGAAGUUUUCUAUUCACCUAACUGUUUGAUCGAAGGACCCUUGCCUGAGGAAAUGGCAAAGAUGAAAUCAUUGACCAAGCUUGACCUUUCUUACAACCCCUUGAGGUGUUCUAUCCCAAAUUUCAUUGGGGAGUUGCAGAGUUUGAGAAUUUUGGACCUUGUGUUUACUCAGCUUAAUGGGUCAGUGCCAGCUGAGCUUGGAAAUUGUAGAAACCUCAGGUCUGUGAUGCUAUCUUUCAAUUCACUCUCUGGUUCACUGCCUGAGGAGCUUUCUGAGCUUCCCAUAAUAACUUUCUCAGCUGAGAAGAAUCAGCUCCAUGGACCUUUGCCUUCUUGGCUUGGAAAAUGGACUCAUGUUGAAUCUCUUUUGCUUUCUACAAACCGAUUUUCUGGGGUGAUUCCACCUGAGCUGGGGAAUUGCACCAUGAUGCAGCAUCUCAGUUUGACCAGCAAUUUGUUGACAGGUCCCAUACCUGAGGAGCUUUGUAAUGCUGCCUCACUUUUGGACAUUGAUCUUGAAGACAACUUUCUUUCAGGUACAAUUGAGAAAGCAUUUGUCAAUUGUAAGAACCUCACUCAAUUAGUUUUGAUGAACAAUCAGAUUGUUGGUUCUAUACCACAGUACCUUUCUGAGCUUCCCUUGAUGGUGCUGGACCUAGACUCCAACAAUUUUAGUGGGAAAAUUCCUUCUAGUCUCUGGAAUUCAACAACACUGAUGGAAUUCUCUGCUGCCAAUAACCAGUUGGAAGGCUCUCUUCCUGUAGAGAUUGGGAAUGCAACAACUCUACAGAGGCUUGUUCUUAGCAAUAAUCAACUUACAGGUACUAUUCCUAAGGAGAUUGGAAGUCUCACAUCUCUUUCAGUUUUUAAUUUGAAUGGAAACAUGCUUGAAGGCAAUAUUCCAUCUGAGAUUGGUGACUGCGUUUCACUUACUACAUUGGACCUUGGAAACAAUCAACUGAAUGGGUCUAUUCCUGAAGAAUUGGGGGAACUACUCCAAUUACAGUGUCUGGUUCUUUCUCACAAUAAUCUGUCUGGGCCUAUUCCUGCCAAGAAAUCUUCAUAUUUUCGACAACUUACCAUCCCUGAUUUGAGCUUUGUUCAACACCUUGGUGUAUUUGAUCUUUCUCACAAUAGAUUGUCUGGCACCAUACCUGAUGAACUUGGGAGCUGUGCACUGGUUGUGGAUCUAUUACUCAGCAACAACAUGCUUUCUGGGAGCAUUCCAGGAUCACUCUCGCACUUGACAAAUCUAACAACUUUGGAUUUGUCUGGUAACUUGUUAACAGGUUCCAUUCCACCAGAGCUUGGAGAUGCCCUCAAACUCCAGGGUUUAUAUCUAGGACAGAAUCAACUCUCAGAUUCCAUCCCUGAAAGUUUUGAGAAGUUGACUGGUUUGGUGAAGCUGAAUUUGACAGGAAACAAGUUGUCUGGUCGAAUUCCAAAUAGAUUUGGGCACAUGAAGGAGUUGACUCACUUGGACUUAAGCUCCAAUGAGCUCACUGGUGAGCUUCCAUCAUCUCUGUCAGGUGUGCAAAGCCUUGUAGGGCUUUACGUGCAGAAGAACAGGCUUUCUGGGCAAGUAGGGGAGCUCUUCUCAAACUCCAUGACAUGGAGGAUUGAGACAAUGAAUUUAAGUGAUAAUUGCUUCACUGGGAACUUGCCAGGGUCUUUGGGAAAUCUUUCCUACCUGUCAAAUUUGGAUCUUCAUGGUAAUAUGUUGAGUGGAGAGAUUCCUCUAGACCUUGGGAAUCUAAUGCAACUGGAGUAUUUUGAUGUUUCAGGUAACCAGCUAUCUGGAAAGAUUCCGGACAAGCUGUGCAGCCUAAGUAAUCUGGAAUACUUAGAUUUGUCUCAAAACAGAUUGGAGGGGCCUAUACCCAGAAGUGGAAUUUGCCGGAACCUAUCCAGUGUUAGAUUUGUGGGGAAUAGAAAUCUUUGUGGCCAGAUGUUGGGUAUAAAUUGUCAGAUCAAAAGCAUUGGUAAAUCUGCAUUGUUUAAUGCUUGGAGGCUUGCUGUAAUUGGCAUUACAAUCAUAUUAAUAAUUAUAAGCAUUGCUUUUGUUCUACAUAGAUGGAUUUCCAGGAGGCAUGAUCCUGAGGCACUUGAGGAGCGGAAACUUAAUAGUUAUAUCGAUCAAAAUCUGUAUUUCUUGAGCAGUAGCAGAUCAAAGGAGCCUUUGAGUAUCAAUGUUGCCAUGUUUGAGCAGCCUCUUCUGAAAUUAACUCUGGCCGAUAUCCUCGAAGCUACUGACAACUUCAGCAAGACAAAUAUAAUUGGAGAUGGAGGUUUCGGAACUGUGUACAAGGCCACUUUAACUAGUGGAAAAACAGUUGCUGUGAAGAAGCUCAGCGAAGCUAAAACGCAGGGUCACCGCGAGUUCAUGGCUGAAAUGGAAACCUUGGGCAAGGUGAAGCAUCAAAAUCUUGUUUCCUUGCUUGGAUAUUGCUCAAUUGGUGAGGAGAAACUUCUUGUUUACGAAUACAUGGUAAAUGGGAGCUUAGAUCUUUGGUUGAGGAACAGGACCGGGGGUCUUGAAAUCCUUAACUGGAACAAACGUUACAAGAUUGCAACUGGUGCGGCUCGGGGAUUAGCUUUCCUUCAUCAUGGUUUCAUACCUCAUAUCAUUCACAGGGAUGUUAAAGCUAGCAACAUUUUACUCAAUGAAGAUUUUGAGCCAAAAGUUGCGGAUUUUGGACUCGCAAGGCUUAUCAGCGCCUGCGAGACUCAUAUCACCACUGAUAUUGCUGGAACAUUUGGUUACAUUCCACCAGAGUAUGGACAGAGUGGGAGGUCCACAACAAGAGGAGAUGUCUACAGUUUCGGCGUCAUUUUGCUUGAACUGGUGACCGGAAAAGAGCCAACAGGGCCGGAUUUUAAGGAGAUUGAAGGCGGGAACUUGGUCGGGUGGGUCAGUCAGAAGAUCAAGAAGGGGCAUGCAGCUGAUGUUCUUGAUCCAACAGUUCUUGAUGCAGAUUCAAAGCAGAUGAUGCUUCAAAUGCUGCAGAUUGCUUGUGUGUGCCUCUCUGAUAAUCCUGCAAACAGGCCUACCAUGCUUCAAGUGCACAAAUUCUUGAAGGGGAUGAAGGGAGAGUAGUUGAGUAGAUUAAGUUUAUUGUAGCUGUAAGGUAGUUAACAGUUAACUUCAAACUUUUCUGAUAGAAUCUGGAGUUGAAUAAUGUAAUCUAGAGGUUAUUAUUAAUAUAAUAUAUAUAAAAAGGUCUUACCUGCAAAA
Messenger RNA from Lotus japonicus, 4309 nucleotides. RefSeq names its product leucine-rich repeat receptor protein kinase EMS1. The record is from RefSeq and is a predicted model, not a curated record. The coding region runs from base 299 to 4171 and encodes 1290 amino acids. The transcript has a single exon. NCBI's taxonomy places the organism in Eukaryota, Viridiplantae, Streptophyta, Magnoliopsida, Fabales, Fabaceae. Gene Ontology annotation, biological process: protein phosphorylation. Gene Ontology annotation, molecular function: protein binding; ATP binding; protein kinase activity.